AUGAACAAAAUCACAAUUAUCUUUUCACCAUAUCAUGUAGGAGAACGUGACUUCCGUGUAGGUAAUGGUCCAAAAAGAAUUCUUGGUUUUGGUAUCGUUGAUGUCCUUGAAAAAUUAGGGUAUGAAGUGGAUAUUGUAGAAAUACCAAGAGUCGAUGAAUAUGAAGGAGAAAUUGGGAAAAGUUUUGAAAUUUUGAACAGAACCUCAGUAAUAGUGAAAAAUGCAAUAGCUAAUGGUACUUUCCCAUUGAUAUUAUCAGGUAAUUGUAUGGCUACCGCAGCUGUUGCAUGUGGUUUAAGAGAAGAAAACCUUGGAUUUAUAUAUUUUGACGCACAUGAUGACUUAGAUUCUCCAGAUGUAAACACUAAUGGCUAUUUAGAUGCCAUGGGCCUGUCCAUGUUACGUGGUGAAAGUUGGAAAGCUCAUAUGUCUAAAGUUCCCUAUUUCAAGCCUUUAACUUUUGAUAAGUUUCUUUAUUGUGGUCUACGUGCUUGUGAUGAAAUUCAAAAACAACGUGUGAAGGAAGCUAAUAUGGACAUUAUUUGGGGUGACGAAACUAAAAAAGUGGAUUUCAUAAAGGAAGUAAAAACUCAACUGCAAAAGAGAGAUUAUAGUCCAGCUGUGGUUCAUUUAGAUCUGGAUUGUUUGGAUGCUGCUUAUGGUAAAGUUAAUGAUUUCCCAUCCGAAGGUGGACUGUAUGAAAAUGAACUCUUAGAGUGUAUGGGUAUGGUUCCAGAGUAUUCAACACCACGUUCUUUAACUAUUUGUUCAUUUGAUCCAGAUUGUGGUGAUGGUGAUAAAAUAGCUCAGAUUGCUGUGGAGGCUGUUAAAAGAUUCUUCACCAGUUUAAGUAAGAAGAAGUGA
Maudiozyma barnettii is the source of this 864-nucleotide messenger RNA. RefSeq names its product arginase family protein. The transcript has a single exon. Gene Ontology annotation, cellular component: nucleus; cytosol; cytoplasm. Gene Ontology annotation, molecular function: manganese ion binding; arginase activity. Lineage: Eukaryota; Fungi; Ascomycota; Saccharomycetes; Saccharomycetales; Saccharomycetaceae. The record is from RefSeq and is a predicted model, not a curated record. The coding region runs from base 1 to 864 and encodes 287 amino acids.